Daldinia childiae is the source of this 1257-nucleotide messenger RNA. RefSeq names its product tRNA-dihydrouridine(20) synthase [NAD(P)+]. Gene Ontology annotation, cellular component: cytoplasm. The record is from RefSeq and is a predicted model, not a curated record. Gene Ontology annotation, molecular function: flavin adenine dinucleotide binding; tRNA dihydrouridine synthase activity. Lineage: Eukaryota; Fungi; Ascomycota; Sordariomycetes; Xylariales; Hypoxylaceae. Gene Ontology annotation, biological process: tRNA dihydrouridine synthesis. The transcript is spliced from 2 exons. The coding region runs from base 1 to 1257 and encodes 418 amino acids.
AUGGCGUCCGAAAUGAAGAAGGUUCCCAUUCCUCGCAACGGUGUCGACUACCGGGGUAAAAUCGUUCUUGCGCCGAUGGUACGCUCGGGGGAGCUUCCCUCCCGACUCACGGCUCUACACUAUGGUGCUGAUUUAGUAUGGGGCCCCGAGACGGUGGAUAGAUCCUUAAUCGGAACGACGAGGCGCUUCAACCCCGAGACCAAAACCAUCGAAUGGACGAGGAAGCCGUCGCAUGGCACCAAAACCCCACUAGCCGACAUAAAAGACAGCCUAAUCUUCCGAAUCCACCCGGAGAAGGAAGGCAAGAAACUAAUCUUCCAAAUCGGCACCUCGAACGCAGAUCUAGCCGUCCAAGCAGCGCGGCUCGUAGCCGCCGACGUCGCGGGCAUCGACGUGAAUGCUGGGUGCCCCAAACCCUUCAGCACACACGAUGGCAUGGGGGCCGCUCUUCUGCGCACCCCUGAUAAGCUAGUCGGUAUUCUAGAAGCGCUAGUCCAAAACAUCACGCCCGAGUUCGAGAUCGGAAUCAGUGUAAAAAUACGGAUCCUAGAGACAGCUGCGGAGACGGAAGCGCUAGUUAGAAGACUCGUCGCGACGGGAAUAACAGGGCUAACAGUGCACUGCCGAACGACUCCCAUGCGACCCAGGGAGCGCGCCAUUCGCGGCCAAUUACGCAUGAUCGCCGACGUAUGCCACGAAGCCGGUGUCGCAUGCCUAAUGAACGGGGACGUAGAAACCCGAGACCAAGCGCUAUCUCUAAUCCACGAAUACGGCGUCGACGGGGCCAUGAUCGCGACGCAAGCCGAGAAGAACCCCAGCUGUUUCCGGAGCGCAGCAGACGGGGGCAUACUAUCAUGGAACGAUGUCGUGGAGCAGUACAUCCGGUACGCGCUCGAGGUGGAGAACAAAUUCGGCAACACCAAGUUCCUGCUCUGCCAGCUCGUCCCAGGAAAGCAGCCCGCGUAUCGCAAUAUUAGCACCUGCAAGAGCUACACCAAAGUGUGCGAGAUGCUUGGCUAUGAACACCUGAUAGAGCGGGCCCGCGAGGUCGAUAUUAACCUAGACAUUGACCCAGACAACGCGGGAAAGAAAGACAAGAAAGCCAACAACAGUGCGCUCGCUGCAGGGGGUAACAUGGCUGAGUCGCGAGCGAAGCCCCAACCUAAGAAGGGGUUGGCAGAACGGGGUGUAAACUCGCAGACAGAAGCACAGUCGGCUGAGGCGAAGCCAUUUGGGGGUAUGGCGGUGCCCGUUUAA